This is a messenger RNA of Clonostachys rhizophaga, 975 nucleotides long. Lineage: Eukaryota; Fungi; Ascomycota; Sordariomycetes; Hypocreales; Bionectriaceae. The record is from the annotation of a GenBank genome assembly.
AUGAGUCCAUCUGCGAUUGAAGUCGAAUCCGGAAAGGCCCCUAAGGCCAUGGAUACUUUCCUGCAGGCCUUGCCCUCCAAGAACCUGGAGCCUUUGUGGUCUAAGAUGAGUGCAAUGGUUCCCCCGACUCCCAACCCAACAGCCGAGCCAGCGCUAUGGAAAUACGAGGAGAUGCUUCCUCAUCUACAUUUAGCAGCCAAGCUCGUACCAGAGGAAGAUGCAGAACGGAGAGUGCUGAUGUUGGUAAACCCGAAGAUGAAGUCCCCCCAUACCACUGAUACCAUCUAUGGCGGUCUCCAGAUCGUCAAACCAGGGGAGACUGCACCCGCCCACCGCCAUAUCGCAUAUGCUUGCCGCUUCAUUGUUGAAGGAGAAGGUUUCACUGCUGUGGAAGGCCAGAAAAUGCCCCUCGUGCGGGGUGAUGUUGUCGUCACACCUACGUGGCAUUGGCAUGAUCACGGCAACGAAAGCGACGCUCCCGUAAUCUGGUUGGAUAUGCUGAACCUACCUCUAUUUACCUACUCGCCCGUUCACUAUGCCGAAGGAUACGCCGAGAAGCGCUACCCUAGCACGCCCUCUGAUCCUUGCGAGUGGCGACACCCUUGGGCACCUGUGCAAAAGACACUGGAUGCAAGCACUGAACAACACGCGAUCUAUCAUUACAAACAGAAGAAUGGGGCGCCUCUUUCUACAACCUUGGGCCUUCAAGCGGAGCGUCUGGCUCCUGGAGCGUCCUCCAAAGAAACCUUGGAUAGCUCUUCCUUCAUAUAUCAUUGCGUGGAAGGCAAGGGAUAUACCACGAUCGACUCGCCAUCUAAGGAAAAGGUUACAUUCAAGUGGAUUUCAAAGGAUACAUUCGCUGUACCUGCUGGAUCAAAGAUUCAGCAUUUCAAUGAAUCCAAAGAAGAGGUGGCAUAUCUCGUUGCGGUGAAUGAUGGCCCCUUCUUAGACCUUCUCGGCCUGCGACAUCCAUGA